UCAUCUUUUGUGCCCGCCAUUUAUCAGCGUGAGUUUGCCUAGAACGCAUCGCUUUCAGUUUCAUAAAUCGAGUAAUAAUUGUGCCAUAAAAUGGAGGAGUACCGUACACCGACUAAUAAAUCAAACUUCACCUUCAAUCGAACACCAACUCUGAAGGAACGGCGGUGGAAUACCCUGAAAGUGAACACCACCAAUGUGCGCUGUUCAACGCCGAUUUAUGGCGAUUUUCGUUCGCCAAAUCUGUCACCGAUUGAAAGUAUGAAGGCCAAGAAGAGUCCGGCUUCCCCCAUGUACUUCAAGAAGCCAACAACAAACCAACCACAAAAAAGUCCACGCUGGGAGCUCAAGCCACCGGUAUUUCUUUUGCCAAAAUCGCACGAGGAGAUAACCGCCGAAAAGGAGCCGAAGAGCAGCAGCAGUACGGAUGAUACCUGCUCGGAUGACUCGAAUGUGGAGACUUCCCUGGUCGUGGAGUCCCGUCGUCGCUCCGUUAUGUCAUCCAACCACUCAUACGUGGUGAAUCAUGCUGCCAAUGUGGAGGAACUGCUCGUCCACAUGGGCAUGGAGAACUACGUGGAUAAAUUUGAACAGGCCGACAUCAAUCUGGUCAACCUUGCCUCCUUGGAACGUUCGGAUCUGAUGAACAUAGGAAUGCGCACCGAUGAUGAUUGUAAUCGCAUUUUAGAUGUCAUCAACGCUAUGUAGGAAGACGCCAUCGCUGGAUUCGUAGGCUUAACUAGGAUUUUAAAUUGUGUUUUAUGUGAAGAGAGUACUCUCUAAAUGCUUAUGUGAACAAAAUUGUAAAUGACCUGGUGUCAGUAACAGAUUUGUAUUUAAAUAUUUAAUGUUUAUGGAAAGAGUGGUCCGCAUCUUAUUUAUUGUAACUCAGUUUAAUAAAAUUUUAGAAAAC
Drosophila bipectinata is the source of this 910-nucleotide messenger RNA. It is a transcript of the gene mtrm, whose product is annotated as matrimony. Lineage: Eukaryota; Metazoa; Arthropoda; Insecta; Diptera; Drosophilidae. The record is from RefSeq and is a predicted model, not a curated record. Gene Ontology annotation, molecular function: protein binding.